ACGACCGAUUUUGACGUUUGCUGUCAAUGUUUGAGGUUAUGUUUUUAUUUACAAUUACAAUUUCACUGCAUCAAUAGCAAAGAUGUUUGAUUUCGCAGACUUUAUAGAUUUUGUGGAAUUUGCCAAAAGGCACAGAGAAGUGGGACCGAGGCGGUAUUUACGCGAUUAUUCUGAUCCUUUUCGAAAAUAUUCCACUCGAGAAUUCCAAGAGCGGUAUAGAUUCACACCGGAAUCUGUAAAAAGUGUUAUAUUGCCCUUGCUGGCGCCGGAUCUAAGGAAACCAACGAAAAGGGGACUACCAUUUGCCCCUGAAAUAAUGGUACUGCUAUCGUUACGGUACUACGCUACAGGCAGUUUACAGAAAUUGGACUUUGAUGUGAUGAAUAUCUGCCAGCAAUCAGUGUCACGAAUUAUAGCACAAGUGUCUUUGUUGAUAGCAAGCAAAAUGAAAGAUUUUGUUAAAUUACCGUCUACUGAGAAUGAAAUAAAUGCAGUAAAGCAAGCAAAAAUUUUAUGAAGUAGCUCAUUUUCCUGAAGUAAUAGGGUGUAUUGGUUGCACCCAUAUUAAAAUAAGAAGCCCAUCUUCAGAAGAAUACAGAAAUAGUAAAGGCUACUUUUCUAUCAAUGUGCAAGCAGUCACAGGACCGAACUUGGAAUUUUAUGAUCUAGUGGCCCGUUGGCCUGGCAGUACAGAUGACAGUUUUAUUUAUGAGAACAGUGGUAUUAAACAAAGAUUAAAUUCUGGUAAAUUAAAAGGGGUCAUUUUAGGGGACAGCGGGUAUGAAGUAAGUAGUGUUCUACUUACACCAUUUUUAUCACCCAAUUCAAUAGCACAAGAAAAUUAUAACAGAAGCCUCAUUGAAACACGAAAUACUGUGGAAAAGUGUUUCGGUGUUUGGAAAAAAAGAUUUCCUUGUCUUCAAGUGGGAAUGGGCAUGAAGGUGGAAACGGUUGUGGCUGUUAUAUGUGCAUGUGCAACACUGCACAAUAUUGCAUUAUCAGUGGAUGAUAUAAUGCCAAUGUACUGUGAAGACAUUAAUGUUCAGAAUGAUGCUGUUGCAACUGGAGAAAACACAAACAGCAAUGGUUGUGUUGUGCGACAAUCUUUGGUUGAUAGAUUUUUCUGUUAAUAAGGUACAAUCGUCAAACAUGGCCCAGUUAUUAAGAAAGACAUUGUGUUAAAUUGACAAUAACUAUUACUUUUUUUUAAUAUCUCGAUUUUUAAAUAAAUAUUAUAUUACAACA
Messenger RNA from Spodoptera frugiperda (fall armyworm), 1245 nucleotides. RefSeq names its product putative nuclease HARBI1. The coding region runs from base 83 to 517 and encodes 144 amino acids. NCBI's taxonomy places the organism in Eukaryota, Metazoa, Arthropoda, Insecta, Lepidoptera, Noctuidae. The record is from RefSeq and is a predicted model, not a curated record. The transcript is spliced from 3 exons.